GAGAGCCCGGCGCUGUGAAGCCACCCAGAGCGGGUUUUUUUCCCCUUUUUCUUUACAGUAGAGGGAGGCGGGGAGAAAGGAAAAGGGAGGGAAAAAAUGACAGUCCUUCGCCAUGAAUAGGCCACAAAAUGGCUCCGGUCAUUUUCACCAAUGAAAAGCAAAUGGAAAGGCACUUCUCACAUACAAAGGAUAACUGACUCGCAUAAUGACCUGGAGAUCAAAACCAGCAGGCUGACCUGGAAAUAAACCAUCACAACCAAGAGGACUAAGGAUGCUUAGGAUGGGAGCAUGGAUGUGAAGUGUGCCCUUGCUGCCCUUUCAGGAUGCUGAUGGAGAGGUCCCCCAGUGACCCGCCGCGGGAUGCAGCGCAAGGAGCAGGGGCCGGAGCGGAGGGCGUCAGCGAGCCGGAUUUGGGCUUGGGCUCCGGCAGCCACAGCGGCGGCGGCGAGCGGCGACGCGGGGGGAUGGCCCUCCCGGGGGAGCCGGCGUUGCUCAAUGGGGUUGCCAAGGAGACCGGCCGGCCGCCCCCCUCCCCGGGCCAGGCGCCCCCCGCCGCGCCGGUGCCUGUGAUCGAGCUGGUGCGCGGGGGACGCCCUAUAAAAGCCAGGGACGCGCCGGCGGGGGCCCUGCAGAGCCAGCGAGAGCGAGACAGCAGCAGCAGCAGCAACAACAGAGCACAGCGCGCCGAGCCGGCCACAGCCCUCGCCCUCGCCCUCGCCACUGCCACGGGGACCGGCACCGGCACGCCCCCCGCCGGCAGCGGCAGCGGCAGCAACGGCGACGCCCGCAUGGUACAACUCAGCCCCACCGCGGCGCCCGCCCUCCCGCUCCAGCCGCCGGCCAGAGCCAUGCUGUACGGCCUCGGGCCGCCGCUCACCACCGCCAGCAGUGGAUAUUUUGGUGAGCCAGAUAACUUCUCAAUGUACAACAACAACCAAGUGAAAAGGAGACCAUCCCCUUAUGAAGUGGAGCUCUCUGAUGCAGAAACCUAUGCCGAGUACUCCACCAUGCGACAGCAGAGUCCCAUUGCAGUUGGGUUGACCUGGUCGCCUGGGUUGGCAUCGGGAAGGAAAUUUUCCCCACAGCACAUUGGCAGACACCGGGGCUUUUUCGCCUUCCUCUGGAGCAUUGAGCAGGAUCAUCUGUUAGGAUCAGGUCAUACAAAGGUAGUCCGUCGAAUAUUUACAAACAGCAGAGAGCGGUGGAGGCAGCAGAAUGUCAACGGGGCUUUUGCUGAGCUUCGCAAGCUCAUCCCCACUCACCCACCUGACAAAAAGCUCAGCAAGAAUGAAAUCUUACGUCUGGCUAUGAAAUAUAUCAAUUUCUUGGCCAAACUGCUCAAUGACCAGGAAGAAGAAGGAAACCAAAGGGGUAAAGUAAACAAAGACACUGGUAUAGUGCAAGAAGACCUUCUUCAGGACAUGUUGUCUCCAAACUCAAGCUGUGGAAGCUCCUUAGAUGGAGCAGGGAGCCCAGACAGUUACACAGAAGAGCAUGAAACGUUAGAUCCGAAGCACACAAGAGCUCUCCACCAUUCUAUUCUUCCCAUGGAAAGCAGCGCACAGCGAUGAUGACCCGACAAAGUGGCAUAGGCAAGCCCUUGAAUACUUGGAAUUUGGAAUUUAUGCAUGUCUUUUCCCCAUCCUCCUUAUCUCAAAAAAGAAAUGGGUAUUUCCCAAGUUCUCCUUUCAGCUUCAGCAAGAGAGCAGCAUUAGAAAGCAUCAAUGGAUUAAAUCAAGAGCAUCUUCAUUGAUGAAGCAUAAGCGUGGAAGGACUGUCUUGUUAUCUCUGUGUUUUUGAAAGAGUUUAGCACUGAAAUGUUGAAAUAUGCGGGCAGCUCAUUUUAUAUUAAUACAAAGAUUACAAGGGAUUGGCCAGGCACUCUGUCCUUCUGCAGAGUAUCGCUGUUUCAGUCUUGUGUUGCCUCUACUUCUCUUCCAGCUGUUCAAAGACAAGCAUCUUCCAUUAUAAUGUGUGUCCACAUGGCCCCGAAAGCCCUUAAAAUUAUCAUUCAUGCAGUGUGGUUUUUCUCCAGCCCACUUUGAGAAAAUGUCUGCAAUUUGUCUGCCUUCACUCAAGAGCUUUGCCUUUUUAAGGAAGGAAGGAAAUAUCCCUAGCGAAAGAACACUUAACUUUGUGUUGUGUUUAAAAAAAAAAAAAAAUCUAGGCCAACUUUGGAUUGUUUGAGGUCUUGUAUUUAUGAUGUGGAAUUCUUUUUGUUUAAUUCCAACACGCAGUAUCUGCUGAACUAAAAAGGUACACCAGUGGGCUUUUGUUCCCAAUUUCUGACACUUCAUCACAGUGAUGAUUUCCUCUAACAUGGUUGAGCAACAGUAUUUCCUCAGAGAUGUUGUCUUGGGGUCUCCCUGUUUUAUUUUUCCUGAAACAAGUGCGAUGACAAAUUGUGUGUGUGUAAAUAUAUAUUUAUAUAAAAACUGGUAUAAACAAUGUUUCAGUAAUGCAGUUUGACUUGUUUGGUUUUACUUACCUAAAAGUCACCAGGAGUUUCUCCUGCACAAAUUCCAUGGAAAUUAAUGGGAGUUGUACAAGAACCAUGAACCAUGUUCUUCCUUUUUUAAGGAAGAAAGGAAAUAUCAUUGGUCAUCAAAGUUGGGUUCUUGCUCAGAUUGGCAAAUGGCCAACCAUGCUAUGUGCCAUGUGCUUUAGGGCACUUCCAGACGAUCUGUUCAUUGAGCAUUCAUCCUAUUAGUUUGCAGGGAGGUUAGGCAACAUUGGCUAUUUAGUGAAUAUUCACUUUGAUUUGUUUGUGGGGAGGCUAGAUGAUGUCGCAUCAAAGCAAGUGUUAUUCCACACUUUGCUUCGUCUUUCCUGUGACUUUCCUUAUCGCAAAAAGUCUGAUAUUUGGGGGGAGCAUGUUUGUUGCACAAGACCUCACAAUCAACAAUAAUUGUGCAACCUGAAUUUGCUGAUAUGUGAUUGAAUCCCACCCCUAAAGAGCGACAGUCUACAAGUGCCCAGAAAGAAGUCUUUGCAGUAGGAGCCCCAAGAGGAUGAUGCUCAGGGGGUACUAUUUUCAGAAGCUGUAUGGCAUCAGAGCUAAUCUGCAUUCUUUUGUGUUAUUAUAGCCCUGUGAUGGUAUGUUUUCUGUAGUACAUGCCCUCUCUCCCAUGGCCAUUUCCCCUAUGCCUGCACUUUGCUCAAAAACCUGAUCCAGCUUUUUUGUCAUCAUGAGCCACCUUACUCUUUGCAGUCUCACCAAAGUACCACUCAAGUGAGAAUAUUUCAGGAUUAGUAUGAACUUUGAGGGUUAUAGCCAGAUGGGUGCUAUCCAAUGAAUGUGUCCUGUCAGGGCAAGGGUUAAUGCCAGCACAAUGGGACUUUCUCCCUCUCCUUCCCCAAUGUGCACCCCAUUCCCUCCCCAAGUCUGUUUCAGAUGGUUGGGGGAACCCUUAGAAGAGAUUUAUGAGGCAUGUGGGGGGAGGAGAGGGGAAGAGACCUGUUGCACUAGCAGUAAACCUUGUCCUGGAGGACCCUAACUUAGUGCUACGUUACAAGCCAAUGUUUGUUUGCAUGGUUGCUGCAGAUCUAGGAAGUCUUUACACUUUUCAAGGCCAAUUUACACAUUGCAUUUUUAAGUGUAUGCAUAAAAAUGUAGUGUGAAUAUGCAAAACCACACAUUUACAAGCCCCCACAUCAUUCUAGCAUGCAUGUUAGGGAGCUGUAAUUGCUACUCCUAUGUCUGCUUCUGUAGCUACAGAGUUUCACAGGUUCAAGGCAUGACCCAGAAAAUUGUGCAUGCUUCCAUUACUGGCUGUGAAGGAUAGAGCUUUGCAAACAUAUGGAAGUCUUUUUCCUUUGAGGAGAAGGCCUCUUGCGUUGCAGUCUCCCAGUCUUGCUUUUUUUUUCCCCCCUGAAAAGAAAAGAAAAAUCUCAUGGACAUCCAAACAGCUUUAUAGAAGGGUUUCUAUUUAAAUGCUAAAGGGUUUCUGAUUUGGGCUUUGGUGUUUUUUGGUUAAAGUUGAUGUGUUGGGUUGUGCAUAUGUGUGUGGGCUUAAUUUUCCCUGUUGUAGAGUUGUCCCAUAAACACCCAAAUAUAUUUGGAGAGGUUGCCAUGGAAUACAUGGCUUACUGCUUUUAAAAGACUCUCUUUAAACAUGGUUAUGAACAGGAAGCAGUGAUAGACGUCCAUAGACAGGAAACAGAAUCUGGAAUUCAGAUUAAAUGAACUGAAACACACUAGAUUCUGACUAUUGACUGUAAUCCUAAAAGCAUAUACUAAAGAGUAAUGUUCAUUGAACAUAGGGGGAUUUACUUGUGAGUAAAUAUGCACAGGAUUGUGCUGUUUAUGUGUUUUACUCAUUCAUUGGCCCUGCACAGCUGCCAUAGGCCAAAUCUUGGAUAUUUUCAUGUGCUCUAGUUUUCCUUUCUUCUUUUUCAGUCUUUGCUGGCCUUUGUCCUAGAUGGAUACCUAAGAAGGAAAUAGGAUGCAGCCUCCAGUGAACUUUUGGCCAAUGAAAGCUGUGGCCCAUCCCUAAAUAAAGAUAAGAUGGGCUUUCACUGAAGGACUACCUUUCUGGUUUUUUGAAGAAAGGAAUGUUAACCGUUGCUAUAUUAAAAUGUUUGUAUGUUUUCAUUACGGGGUAUUUUAUAUAGAGAGGCAUUUUCAAGUGAAAAUGCUACCUUUAAAAGACUCUAUUUCUGGUAUAAGUGUUCUAGGGCCCAGUUGGUCUGUUUGGUUAGAACUGGUUUCCCCCUUAUGCAUGUUCAUAGGCCUUGGGAGACAUUCACCUAGAUUUAAUAGUUCAGAAGGCCUCUCUCUCCUUUCACUUUACACUUAACUUCACCAGUUGAUAUUACACAGCAGCCAAAUUCCAUGGGAAUACUCUGACUUCAGGAGAUGGUAGGUAAAUGUAUGUCUGGGGCUAAAGAACUGUGCUUGGGAAGGAUGUGUGAGGAGAUCUAUAAUCUACUUUCACUUCUUGCAUUCUCAACACCAUUUCCAUGCAGCUCACCCUGAGUUGAGAUUCAGCUGUUCCAAGUACAUUAUCCCUUCGAUAUGCACUUGGUUGUACUAAUUCAAGGCAGUCACUGAGCAGCAUCUCCCCAGAGCUGCUCAUGUAACCUAUAUUGUGUUGAGCUUUCAGAUCUCUCACAAUCUUGCCCAAAGGAGUUCAGAGUUACGUUUUAUAGUAAUAAAAAUUUGAAUAUGUAUUGUUUGAUUUCAUGUACACAUUGAUUUGCACAUUCUCCCAUAAAGAUGUUAUAGGGUAUGGGUGUAUAUCUUGAAUAAAUCUCCCUAUCCGUGGCUUGCUACAUGUCCUAAGAUGCUUUGCACCAGAGAUGAGUGCAAGAGAGUGUAAAUUGACCACAUAUCUCCUAUCAAAGUGGCUCUGUAGCAGCUGAACUUAUAUGAUCAGUGAAUGUCUGAUCUCAUCAUCAAUGUGUAUCUCUUUUGUACAUUUCUCUGAAUGUACAAAAAAUUAAUAAUAAUGAUUACAACUCAAGCUUGUACAACCUAUGACUCACCAAACCUAAUGCAACCCACCAAACAAGAUUUAUUAAGGCCCUGGUGAACUCUCAUACUUGUAUGGCAGCUCCCCAGGGAUUCAGUGCAUCUAUAUUUUUGUAGCCUUCCUUACUACUCACAAUACAUGGCUGGUGCUCAAUUUACUGGAUUCUGUCCCAUUCUCAGAUCUUUUUGUAUGGGAAACAAGGCAAAAUAAUGGUGUGCAAAUUUCUUCAGACAUGCAAAACGCCAUUCUAGGUUGAAUCCGGACUAAGUUGGGUGAGUUUUGUUUCCAAUGAAAUCAAUAGAAUUAAGUCACGACUUAAGUCACAUUGAUUUUAAUGGGAACAAACAGUGCAAUCCUAUACAUGUCUGCUCAGCAGUAAGUCCCAAUGAGUUCAGUGGAACCUACUCCAAGGUAAGGAUUGAAACUAGCUUAGCGUGCGCCCAAUCUUCUGUGAUUAACUUAGAUGCCAGCUAACCAGAGCUCCUUGGUAAUGCCUGAUAGAAUGCUAAAUAACUGAAGAAAAUAACAAUAUAAUAUCUAUUUCUUUGAUAAAGUCUGUUUUAAAAUUAUAAAUUAAAAGUGGUGGGGAGGAAGCGUAGAGUGGGAGCUAUAAAUAAUUAUACACCUGAGUCGCAGAUGAUAAUGUAGGCAAUGAAGGUGGGAUGAUGGGGGUGGGGGAGAAGGUCUGAGAAUGGGGGAAAGAAUUGCUGUGCCUCAUCUUGAGUUUGAGAUGUGCAUGGCCUAUUGAGAUACAGUUCAAUAGACAUUUACUACAGCUUAUAGAUACAGUAUUGCCUGCCUGUUUGAGCAGAUUUCAGACAGUGCAUAGGUCACAGGAUUGGGCCUUUGGCCUCUCUCUCUUCUCUUCCUUUUCCUUCCUUACAUCCCAUGAUAUCUGUGUAGUGUACAAGUGGGGAGGGUCUAUAUGGAUUAAUGUGAGCAGCUUUACAUUCAUGUUUACAUGGUGCUGCUGCCUAGGAGUUGAGGAUAAUAAGGAUCUAGACCAUUUCACAUGCAUUACUCACAUUCUUCCAUUGUUUUAAUCCAUAUGAGAGAAUGGUACAACUCAUAUCAUUUUCAGAACCAUAGUCUAUUUGUAUUCUCCCAGCACAGUACAACUUUGGUAUUUUUUAGGUCUGUCAAUGUGUACUUUAAAUUGUGAUUGGAAUGGUACAUCUCUGCUCUCCCAUGUCUCCUCUCUUGCCUGCUCUGUGUCUCAGUAUAUACCACACCCUCAACAGUUUAGGUUCUGAAGAAGCAGCACUUUCAAUCAGUGUUGUACUGUGUGAUGAAUUCUCUCUUUGCCACUUUUUUCCUUUUCUGCAUUUUACACCAGAACCAGAUGUGGUACCUUUUUAUUCUGAUUACCUUCGUAAAGCCCACAAGGCGAUAUGCUUUUUAGAAAACACAUUUGUUGUAAUGUGUAUGUAUAUAUAAAUAUAUA
Rhineura floridana is the source of this 6918-nucleotide messenger RNA. It is a transcript of the gene TAL1, whose product is annotated as TAL bHLH transcription factor 1, erythroid differentiation factor. The record is from RefSeq and is a predicted model, not a curated record. The transcript is spliced from 7 exons. NCBI's taxonomy places the organism in Eukaryota, Metazoa, Chordata, Lepidosauria, Squamata, Rhineuridae. Gene Ontology annotation, molecular function: RNA polymerase II cis-regulatory region sequence-specific DNA binding; DNA-binding transcription factor activity, RNA polymerase II-specific; protein dimerization activity. The coding region runs from base 324 to 1571 and encodes 415 amino acids. Gene Ontology annotation, biological process: regulation of transcription by RNA polymerase II.